UUACAAGGUUGGCUAUUGAAUCAUUUGAAUGGCGAGUUCUUUUGCUCCCUCUCCUCUAUCAACAUACUAAUAUGCUGAUACAACUGCAUAAAAAUAUACAACUCUACUCAUCAAAUACCCUCAAAUCCUCUCUUCAAUGGAGGUCACCGGAGAAUCACCCACCCAAGUUCAAACCUUGUCACAAUCCAAAAUCCUCCCACCAGAAUACAUCCAACCACCAGAACUCCGCCCAACCAACCACCACAAACCACCAUCUUCCACCACCCCCACAAUCCCUCUCAUCGACCUUUCUCUCUCCUCCCAAACUCUCCUUCCUCAAUUAUCCUCUGCUUGCCGUAACUGGGGUGCUUUCAAUCUAAUCAAUCAUGGCGUCCCCAAUACCCUCCUUGAUCAAAUGCGCACUGUUGGAUCAUCCUUCUUUGAGGAUCUAGAUGUUUCUGAGAAGCUUAAGUAUGGUUGUGAUCAGGGUUCUGCUGCUUCUGAAGGGUAUGGAAGUCGGAUGCUUGUUAGUGAGAAGGAUGAUACUGUUUUGGAUUGGAGGGAUUAUUUUGAUCAUCAUACUUUUCCUCUUUCUAGGAGGGAUCCUUCUCGUUGGCCCAUUCAUCCUCCUAAUUAUAGAAAUGUGGUGGAAGAAUACAGUGAACAGAUGAAAUUGCUUGCUCAGAAGCUCAUGGCUCUGAUCUCCGAAAGUCUUGGUCUACCAUCUUCAUGUAUUGAAGAUGCUGUGGGCGAGUUCUACCAGAAUAUUACUGUCAGCUAUUACCCACCUUGCCCUCAGCCAGAGCUCACGCUAGGACUGCAGGCUCAUUCUGAUAUGGGUGCUGUAACUUUACUUAUCCAGGAUGAUGUUGGUGGCCUGGAAGUCUUCAAAGAUGGAGAAUGGGUCAUUGUACAACCGUUAUCUGAUGCCAUUGUUGUGAUCCUAGCAGAUCAAACCGAGGUCAUUACUAAUGGAGAGUACAAGAGUUCUGUACAUCGAGCAGUGACCAAUUCAAAUAGAGCACGGUUGUCAGUGGCCACCUUUCAUGACCCUGCCAAAACAAGAAGAAUAUCCCCCGCUCCAGAGCUUGUGGCAAAGUCUGGACCUCGGUACAAGGAAGUUCUGUAUGGAGAUUUUGUUAAAUCAUGGUACACCAAAGGCCCUGAAGGCAAACGGAACCUUGAUGCACUUUUACUGUAAUAUUCUCAUUACAAUGUUUAUUGUUUGUAAAACUUUAGAUAGCCUUGAAAAUUCUCAUUAAAUUGUAGGAAUUAUUUACACUAAAUGCUCAUUUUCGUGUAUAUUGACAAGAUUCUUAGGAAAUGAAGAAUUUGCACCGCUGACUCUGAACAUCAAAA
Messenger RNA from Chenopodium quinoa (quinoa), 1338 nucleotides. Its product is annotated as probable 2-oxoglutarate-dependent dioxygenase At5g05600. Bases 137 to 1180 code for a protein of 347 amino acids. The transcript is spliced from 3 exons. Lineage: Eukaryota; Viridiplantae; Streptophyta; Magnoliopsida; Caryophyllales; Amaranthaceae. The record is from RefSeq and is a predicted model, not a curated record.